AUGCCUCCUCAACUACUCCCAGCCUCCGCGGCGGCUUUCGCACCCAGAGCAUCUUCUGUCAACGUUGUCCUGGGUUCAAAGGUUGAGCCAUGGUUGACUCAGACUCUCAAGCGGAUCAACCGGAUCAAGCGACCUCUCAACAGCGUACCGCAACACCAAAGAUGUCUGACCGAGACUCUGUCUUCGACAAAUGCUAUUUGGACCCUGGCGUCCCUGAUGGUGGCCAAAGCUCCAGACUCGGAACUGAGGAAGGACUCCAACCCCUUGGUAGAAGCUCUCUUCAACUACCAGCUCAUCCACGUUGAGGCCUAUAUCGUCCAUGUGGAUAUGGUUCUAAGAAACGAGGUCGCCUACAAGCUUACUCCGGACACCAUUGAGUCACUUAUUGAGUAUCACAAAGACAUUCACUGUGUCAAUGCAAAAGCAAGCACCUACGACUGGUCAGAGAAGGAGCAGCAAUGCAAGAAGCUUCACGAGGACUUCAUCCAGGCGAUCAACAAGUUCGUGUACCGGACCCAUGUUUCCGCCCUGGAGGGCCUUGAGGAAGAUGGAGCAGGCGAAUUGCUCUGCGGCGACGACCACUUCAAGUAUACCAGCCCCUGUGGAUGCUUGGAGAGUGUUGCCAUCAAGUCCAAGCGUAACAUCCACCUCGGCGGAUUCAAGUGCCACCAUCUGGGCCAAUAUGGCGAUGGGCGAGGUCCAUCUCCCUUCUCCUCCAACGCCGUCUUACAGCCAGCCGUACUCUUCCGCAGGGAUUUUCUACAACUCACCCGUCGUGACAGCGCCUAUUCCGCACCUGCCACUACCUAG
Molecule: messenger RNA, 810 nt
Organism: Phaeoacremonium minimum UCRPA7
Lineage: Eukaryota; Fungi; Ascomycota; Sordariomycetes; Togniniales; Togniniaceae
Exons: 2
Coding region: 1-810 (269 amino acids)
Source: RefSeq, a predicted model, not a curated record